AUGGCGACACCGAUUGACGGAAUAGGCGGCGAGAUGGCCGUUUUGGAAAGUUCGGGAGGCAAGAAGGUUGCUGGUGUUUUUGAGGAAGCAGUAUGUGUAGAUCGAGAAGAUGGUUUGGAUCAAGGUUCUGGGGCGGACUUUACGGCAAAUGAUCAGAGAGACAUGCAGCGCAUGGGCAAGACACAGCAGUUUCGAAGGAACUUUCGAAUGAUGUCUACGAUUGGCUUCACAAUUUGUGUUACGGGAACAUGGGUUAUUUUGCUAACAUCACACACCCAAGGUCUAAUUGCUGGAGGCAUGUCCGGUCUCUUUUGGUCUUUGUGCUGGUCGCAUAUUGGCCAGUUCUUCAUUGUCCUGUCUCUCGCUGAAAUGGCGUCCAUGGCUCCCACUGCUGGCGGUCAGUAUCACUGGGUAUCGGAAUUUUCUCCUCGAGAAUACCAAAAGGUUCUCAGUUACUUGUCAGGAUGGCUUUCAACUGUCUCGUGGCAAAGCAUCGUUGCGUUGGACGCAUUCCAAAUUGGCUCCAUUAUUCAGGGCCUCAUUGCUCUCAAUGACGAUUCAUAUUCACCGACGAGAUGGCAGGGGACUUUGCUUGUAAUUGCGUCAGUCAUUGCGGUUUCCCUCUUCAAUGUCUUUGCUGCAAAGCAUCUCCCCUUAGCUGAAGGGACCUUUGUCACUCUGUACAUCUUCUCCUUCUUUCCGGUUGUCAUCACUUUGCUCGUAUUAGCGCCCAAGCAAUCCGCUAGUGAGGUCUUUACUCAUUUCACAGAUAAUGGAGCAGGAUGGCCAUCACUUCCGUUGACAGUCAUGGUUGGACAGGUGUCGUCUAUGUUUGUAGUUCUUGGCUCCGACUCUGUGGCACACAUGGCAGAAGAAAUCAAGGACGCUGGAGUUGUCGUCCCGAGGAGUAUGGUCUGGUCGUUCUUAAUCAAUGUACCGUUCACCUUUGGACUUUUGAUCGCGUACUUGUUCUGUAUUGGAAACGUUGAAGAGGCCCUGGCGUCUAAAACAGGAUUCCCAUUCAUGUAUGUCUUUCAGAACGCGACAAAAUCCAUUAGCGCUACGACGGGUCUUACCAUUGUAGUGCUGGUGCUGUUGACGAUGAUUACCAUCAGUGCGCUGGCAUCGACAUCGCGACAAACCUUUGCUUUUGCUCGAGAUAAAGGCCUUCCAUUCUCCAACUGGCUUGGGACUGUCCAUCCUUCGUGGCAAGUUCCGGUAAACUCAGUCUUCUUCACAUGCGCCUUCUCAAUGGCGUUUGCUCUCAUCAACAUCGGCUCAACGGUCGCAUUCAACGCCAUGCUUUCACUGUCAACUGUUGCGCUUAUGGCCACGUAUGUUGUCUCCAUUGGAUGCGUCACAUUGAAACGUAUUCGAGGCGAGCAACUUCCCCGGUGUCGCUGGAGCCUUGGUCGAUCUGGUCUUUCUAUCAACAUCAUCGCGCUCUUGUACUCAUGUUGGUCAUUCUUUUGGAGUUUCUGGCCAAACAGUUAUGAAGUCACUGCUGCAAAUUUUAACUGGGCGUGUGUGCUCUUUGUCGGAUUGAUGGCCAUAUCGUGGGCUAUUUAUUUUGCCAAGGCAAGGCACGUAUAUGAAGGGCCGGUUGCGACGGUUGAAGGAUAUAAGGAGAGUUAG
Pochonia chlamydosporia 170 is the source of this 1635-nucleotide messenger RNA. Its product is annotated as amino acid transporter. The coding region runs from base 1 to 1635 and encodes 544 amino acids. Gene Ontology annotation, molecular function: transmembrane transporter activity. The transcript is spliced from 6 exons. The record is from RefSeq and is a predicted model, not a curated record. Gene Ontology annotation, cellular component: membrane. Lineage: Eukaryota; Fungi; Ascomycota; Sordariomycetes; Hypocreales; Clavicipitaceae. Gene Ontology annotation, biological process: transmembrane transport.